UCAGCUGUUCCCCAGACAGAGGGGCAAAAAUCAAUGGCACUCGGUCGGUGUGUGUUUUUUACGCGAGUCUGCCCGUGUUGUGGGUUGCGUUCGGCAGGGGCAGCAUAAUGAGCGGGACGUGAGCACCGACUGCAGGCCCGGACGCGAGGAUGGCGCCCACCGAGUGCUCGAUGAGCUUCACAGAGUCCGAGCACGGCAACUCGAUGCUCGAGAAGCUGCGGAGCCAGCGCGAGGAGGGCCGCUUUUGCGACGUCACCCUCUACGUCGAGGGACGCAGCUUCAGAGCCCACCGUAGCGUUCUGGCCUCGUGCUCGCCGUACUUCGACUCGAUUCUGAAGAUGCACCGCGUGGUGAAGGAGCGGCUGACGGUGACCUGCCAGAACUCGGAAGUUUUCCACUGCCUGAUCAAUUACAUGUACACCGGAAUCGUGCUGAUCGACGAGGACAACGUCGCGGAGAUGCUGCGACUGGCAAACCACUUCCUCGUCUCCAAGCUCAAGACGCACUGCGAGGAGUUCCUCGACAAGAACCUCAGGCUGGACAACUGUUUGCAGACCAGGCACCUGGCCGACAAAUACGACAUGACUGAUUUGAUACGACACGUAGCAAUAUUCGUUAGAGCUCACGUUCACCAGAUAGUCAAGCAACAAGACUUUUUACAAUUCUCCUCAAACCAAAUCCAAGACUUUUUAUCUGAUAAGACUUUGGAGCUAGACGUGUUGACCUUACUGGAUGUUGCCUGCUGCUGGAUCAGCCAAGACCUAACAACGAGGGAAUCCGUGUUCCCAACCCUGCUAGAGAUAGUUGCCGACUGGAGUGGCCUCAGCGAGGAGCAGGUCAGAGGUCACCUCGACUCGCAGGCGCUCUACGCCAACAGCACAGAGUGCCUGAACGCGGUACUCGAGAGUUUGGUGCGCGCCGAGAGGCUGCCCCCGCAAUACCAGCCCACCUACGACGCCCUCAACAACAAAGAAACAGCAACUGUAGAGCCCGAAGAACCCCCUCAAGAUGACGCUCAAGAUUUUAGUGAUGAUCUCCUAUUGAUGGGUCCGCCGAAAGAGCCGCUCUGUGACUCAGUUAGAAAUGAUGAAAGGCCUAAGCACAAACGAAAAUCAAGCACAAUUUCUCACCUCUGGCGGAGUCCGUCUGCGAGGCUGCAGGCUCUGCGAAAAAUUCAAGAGAAGAUGCAGUUGCUGCAAUCCAUGGACAAGCUAGAACUCGACCUGAGCCCAGGGUCUGCGAAUCAGGAAGACACAAACUUGGAGCCGAUGCCCACAGAAUCCGCUCCAGAAACUGAAGAGGAGAUUUUAAGUUGCCAUCUCUGCGACUUUUCUACAAAUGUGGUGGCCGACCUGGAGCAGCACGCAGCCACCACGCACGCUCACGACCUGAGGUACAAGUGCAACAUCUGCGAGUUUACCUGCACCUUCAACAAGGAUUACUACUCGCACAUGAGGGAGCACUUUCCUGGCCCGCCCUUCGUCUGCGACACUUGCGAAUACCGUUGCGACCGAAUCCACCAAGUGCUGUCGCACCGCUUGAGACACUCAGACGAGAAACCCUUCAGCUGCCUCGAGUGUGGUUUCAAGUGCCGCACGAAACCCAACCUGACGCAGCACCAACGGUCUCACUCCGGACAGCGACCAUUCACAUGCGAGGCUUGUGGACGCUCAUUCGGAAUGAAGUCCACCCUGGAGCAGCACCUGGCCACGCACAGCAGCGACAGACCGUACCUUUGCGACACUUGCGGCUUCUCGACAAAGUAUCUCAGCCAUUUAAUUGCUCACAAAAGAAUACACACAGGCGAGGUGCACAAAUGCUCGUACCCGCAGUGCCGGUACACGACCCCGAAACGGUCCCAAUUAGGCUCACACAUGCGCACCCACAUGGGGGUGCGACCUCACACUUGCUCCACCUGCGGCCGUGGUUUCCUUGAAAAGAGCCACCUGGUGCGGCACGAGCGCAUCCACCUGGAGGACAAGCCGUUCAAGUGCUCGCAGUGCGACUACGCCAGCUCCAGAAGGGACAAGCUCAAGGAGCACUUCAACAGGCACCACGGCCAAAACGCCUCGGCCAAGGUGCCGUACAGACCGCGCCCGCCACGCACCAGACUUGCGAAGAUGGACGAGCUGGAGCUGCUUUUGGGGUCGACUGGCCCUUCAGGGUUGCCACACUUUCCCUCGUUUGAGCAUCUCAAGCAGGGGAGCAAACACGUCGAGCUGCUGAAAGGAGGCUCGUCGCAGUCGCUGCCGAUGAUGGGGUUCGGCCAGCAGGCGUUCGUGGAGCCGAUUCGGCCCUUGAUGGGCCCCGGACUGGGCCUGGCCCAAGGGGGCCUCGUCGACUACAGUCUUCAGGCGUGCAUGCCGCUUUUCUAGGCAAAGACUGUAUCGUUUUCUGCUUGUCUUUUCUAGACCAAGUUGUGAGAGGAACCAAAUUAACGACUUAAAACGCAAGCAUUUAGAUUCUCUACUUGGUUUUAACAAAUGCCGGAUGACUCUAAUCGUAAGUUAGAACAAUUAAAAGCUCGACCGGUUCGGCCAUUUGACCAGUGCGCGCGCGAUUAGCUGUCCAUCUUUCUGGGAAAUUUUAUUCUUAAGACGUGUAGUUCGUGUAUUUUUUUAUUUUGGAUGUUCAAACAUUCCCUUCAUCAGAUGGCCGUUCGAGGGGAGAAAAAAUACAGUUCGUUUUUCAAUAAAUAAGGUGGAAACCCUUGAAAAUUGCUCUACUUCAACGCAAUAACAGUUGAUAUUAUGAUGUUGUUCAAAAGAUAAUACAAAACAUGUUAAUUAUUUCUUCUCCGACGUACGUAAAAUUACACACACACACACACACACAAGUCAUGCGCAUUUUCAUAUGAUGGAUACACACACACAUUAUUUAAUUUGGCUCUAGCUCUCUCACCCUUCGGGUUGUCCAUUAUUCCUUUCAGCUUGUUAAGACGGAUCUAGUUGCAGUGUUUCUCGCUCUUUGUAAAUUCGCUGCUCGAUCAAAACACGAUUCAUUAUCAAAAGAUACUCGUAUCGACCUUUGAAAAGUACUAUAAUUAAGUCUCUAGCGCCAGUAAUAACUCCUCACCUCGACCAAACAGUUUCAAAUAAUAGGUUUCAAUGUUACCAAGUAUCAACACGAAAAAACAUACAUUUCGCGAUUCUAAAACAAAAAAUUUUGCUCAAAGGCUUUUGAAAAAAAGUUUUUAUGUGCUUUAAUAAUAAGCUUUGUUCAUAAAUUUCUGUUAGAGCGACAAAAUAACAGCACCUUUGAGAGCUAACGAUGUUUUCAUUUAGCUUCAAGUGCACAAAUUUUCGUGUUAAAAAUGUCCUUAUUACAGUCGUCGGACACGAUUUCAAAAGUGAUUCCGCUCACGCUCGAUUUACAUGUAAUAUGAGAUGCAUAUAUAAGAGUUUUGUGAUUUUUUCGAGUGCCGUUGUCGGUGUGUCUCUUUCUCGCGAACAGCGCAGCAAAAAAUAGUUUUUUCAAUUAUUCUGUUAUUUCGCGCUCGUGCAAUGAUUUUUCACGUUUAAGCCGGCACAAAUAUGCCAAACCGCUGUUAAUACUGCUACAAUGAAAGGAGAAAAGACAUUUUGCCAAAAGAUAUGAAAAAAAGAUGAUUUUAAACGCAUUCAUUGUUGUAUCUGCACACAUACACACACUAGGUUGCCGUCAGUGCGAUCGAUUUUAGGCUCAUUCACUUGGAAAAGGUUUGAAAUAUCAACAUAUAUUUCACUGUUUCAGCAUUGAGAUAAACAAAACACUGUAAAUCAAUUUGCCCUUUUCUCAAAAACUGAAGCAAUUCACCAGGUAUGCGAGGUUAAAAUUCCCUGAACGGUUUGCUUUUCAAUUUUUAAAGAGUGACGAAAUUUUAUGGGUUGGAGAGCAAAAUUGGCAGCAAACUUAUCCAACUUUACAGUUUACACCAGAUCACUAGUCGAUUUUGUCAUAAAAUUAUUCAUUGUCACGGGUUUUACGGGACAAUUAAUGUUGUAAAAUUGUCUCAUCUCCCCCGGGUUCAAUUUAAAAUAUAUGGGGUGAUUCGGAUUCCUCUUGUCGAGACCAAUCAAACUGAUACUAAAUUUGCUGUCCUAGGUCAAGGUCAAAGGUCACUACUGUUAAUUUUGGUUUUUAAUUAAAAUUUUAGUAAUGAGCUCAGGAUUUUGGAAUUGCGGAAAUGAGCUAAAAAGUUUUCCUAUUACACGUGUGAACUUUGGUGAAAUUUCAAUGAAACGCUCGCUUUAAUUUUUGAGGAAAACAAUAUUUUUUACUUUUUAGUUUUGCAAUUAUUGGAAACUCCAUAUCUUGGGUUCUAACGAUCAGAAUUGCAAGAACUAACAUCGUUAGACUCGUCUCGACCUCCCAUGACCAGCUUAAGGGUUUAGGGGGUGCCCAACCUCAUCCCCCAAAUAUUAAACCCCUUAGAAAAAAAGUAAAAAUUUUUAUGACACUAGAAUUUAGUAUUAUUUUAAAUUUGUAUUUUCAAACAAUGUUUAAUUUAGGGCAGUUUUGGAUAAUUUAAAAAAAUUUAAGUAAAAUACAAAAUAUUUUAAGUUAGUAGAAUAUUUCUACCAUUUAAAUUAUAGCAGGGGGGUGAAAGUGGUGGAUCGUAAGCACCCUCUAAACCCUUCUCCUGGUCAGGGGAAGUCGAGACAAAUCAAAUGGUGGGUAGUUUUUGCAAUUCUGAUUGCUAGAACCCGAGAUUUAGAGUUUGCAAUAUAUGCAAAGAAAAGAAAAGUCGAAAAAUUCGUGUCUUUCGAGUUUUGGAGUGAAAUAUUUCUUACAUUUAAGAGCACAACAAAUUGAAAUUUUCAAAAAGUUCCACACAAUAUCAUAGAACAACUUUUAAGCAUGUUGAGCUAAUGGAUUUCCAAAUUAUAUUAGAAACCAAAAUUUACAGUGGUAACCUGUGACUUCAAACCCGUAAAAAUGUCGAAAUAUUUAUAUGAAAGAAUCUGCAAGCCAAUUUUUUCCUCCAACCUGUGACAUUUCGUUGUGAAUUCUUGUUCAUUUACAACUUUGUCUAUAACAUUAAGCAAUUUGCACGCAAAUCCUGGUACUUCCUCUUUCUCGCUGAUUUAAAAUGAAGCUGAAAAUUAGAAUCGGGAAGGCAAGGCAUGACGCAUUAAAGAAGUGGCUGUAAUGGAAAGUGAUAUGAACUUAAAUAUUGUGAUUCAAUAGAGAUGUAGCAGACUUGGCUUUACUUGGCAUGAGGGUAAUUUUUCCAUACACUCGUCACUCACAAAAACGAAAACAUAAUACACUCAAACACGUCGUCACAUUCAAACACACUAUAUUAAAAUUUAAGUUGUUCUAUAAUUCAAACUAAUAUGGAUCGAAGAUAAAAAGCAGCACAUUCACGUUAUUUUCAGUGUCGACUUUUAUCUAAAACUUUUGCCGACGAAUGGUAUCCAAGUGAAGAAAAAAAAACAACGCGACGCCUGGCCGCGAAUUUCCAGGCGUCUUAUUGUAUUGAGCAACAACCAAUUAUUGUAAUUAUAUACCACCCGAAAUUAAUUACAUAACAUGAAAAGCAUUCACUCAAAUUAUUAUUAAUAUUAUAAAUACCAUUAAAUAGUGUCUUUCAAUAUUUCAAACAUUUCCAAACGGUUUCAGGAUAUUAUAUUAUUAAAAAUAACGUCUCGUCUGCUGUGUAAGUUUCUAUUUGCAAUAAAUGUGUUCUUGAAAUAAUAAAUUCAAAAGGUCAUUAUA
Messenger RNA from Cloeon dipterum, 5700 nucleotides. Its product is annotated as zinc finger protein 34-like. The record is from RefSeq and is a predicted model, not a curated record. Gene Ontology annotation, molecular function: DNA-binding transcription factor activity, RNA polymerase II-specific; protein binding. Gene Ontology annotation, cellular component: nucleus. The transcript is spliced from 10 exons. Lineage: Eukaryota; Metazoa; Arthropoda; Insecta; Ephemeroptera; Baetidae. Bases 150 to 2375 code for a protein of 741 amino acids. Gene Ontology annotation, biological process: regulation of transcription by RNA polymerase II.